Haliotis rufescens (red abalone) is the source of this 525-nucleotide messenger RNA. RefSeq names its product variant surface antigen E-like. Lineage: Eukaryota; Metazoa; Mollusca; Gastropoda; Lepetellida; Haliotidae. Bases 1 to 525 code for a protein of 174 amino acids. The record is from RefSeq and is a predicted model, not a curated record. The transcript has a single exon.
AUGUGUCACACGUGUGAAGACAGGAAACACAGUAACCACAUCUGUGACACGCCUGAAAAUAGGAAGAACAUCGACAACAUGUGUCACACGUGUGAAGACAGGAAACACAGUAACAACAUGUGUGACACGCCUGAAGAUAGGAAACACAGUAACAACAUGUUUGACACGUGUGAAGACAGGAAACACAGUAACAACAUGUGUCACACGUGUGAAGACAGGAAACACAGUGACAACAUGUGUCACACGUGUGAAGACAGGAAACACAAUAAGAACAUGUGUGACACGUGUGAAGAUAGGAAACGCAGUAACAACAUGUGUCACACGUGUGAAGGCAGGAAUCACAGUGACAACAUGUUUCACACGUGUGAAAUGAGGAAACACAGUAACAACAUGUGUCACACGCCUGAAGAUAGGAAACACAGUAACAACAUGUGUAACACGUGUGAAGACAGGAACACUGUAACAACAUGUGUCACACGUGUGAAGAUAGGAAACACAGUAACAACAUGUGUGACACGCCUGUAG